Molecule: messenger RNA, 1633 nt
Organism: Cyprinodon variegatus (sheepshead minnow)
Lineage: Eukaryota; Metazoa; Chordata; Actinopteri; Cyprinodontiformes; Cyprinodontidae
Product: leukotriene B4 receptor 1-like
Exons: 1
Coding region: 107-1108 (333 amino acids)
Biological process (GO): G protein-coupled receptor signaling pathway
Cellular component (GO): membrane
Molecular function (GO): G protein-coupled receptor activity
Source: RefSeq, a predicted model, not a curated record
UCAAAAUCUGCUAUCGCAUCAAUAUAUUCAGGAAAGGAAGUGCAGCCUUGCUUGCACAACAGUUUCAGUUGAACUGUGACAACCGCUCAAACAACAUAUCCUCGGCAUGGACAAGAUGACCCCUUCAGAGGCACCUGAGAAAGUGGACACUGGAUUGACAGUGGCGUGUGUUUUCCUGGGUCUUUCCUUUCUGGUCGGAGUACCAGGGAAUCUGCUGGUCAUCUGGACUAUCCUGAAACAUGUCAAGCAGCGCUUUCACUCUGUGGUACUCAUCCUGCACCUAGCUGUGGCAGACAUCAUGGUCCUCAUCACCCUGCCGGUGUGGAUCUACUCCCUGGUGAACACCUUUGUGUUUGGAUUGGUGAUCUGCAAGGUCUUGAUGUGUGUUAUCACUGUCUGUAUGUAUAGCAGCAUCUUCUUCAUCACCCUUAUGAGCAUGGAGCGCUAUUUAGCCAUCUGUCAUCCCUUUCUGAUGAUGCGCUGGAGGACUGAAAAGACUAUGAAUAUAUGUAUUGCAUUUUUGUGGCUUUUUGCACUUCUCCUUGGAUUGCCUGAUGUUUUAACCCAGACCUUUUACGACGGUGACAACAAUGAGCAGUGCUUUCACAUGGAAUUUAAAAGCAACACUACAGAAAUCAUCCUCCUAUGCCUGAAGACUGUACUAGGCUUUGUGUUGCCUUUCAUCACGCUUAGCAUCUGUUACUGUCAUGUUACUGUGAAGCUCAAGAAAAUGAAUUUCAAGUCAAAACAGAAAUCCAAAGUACUAAUUCACACCAUAGUGCUUGUUUUCUUCUUGUGCUGGUUGCCUUACCACGUCAUUAAUAUAAUUGAUGUUGUAUGCCUUUUAAGGUCUGACCAAGAGUCCGAAUGUGUCCCAGAAAGUUUAGUCUUUAGCUCUGGAGCCCUGGUUUUUAUCAGUAACUCAGUGAAUCCUGUAUUAUACGCCUUCUUCGCCAGGAAAUUCAGAGGCAGUCUUGGAGAGUCUCGUCUGGUUAAGCUGUUUCAGGAACUUGCAUCAAACUCACACAGACUCAGGGAGCUCGCAGUUCAAAAGCAAAGGAACCAGGAGUCAGCAGAGAAAGGGGUAAUGUCUACCUCUCUGCAUUAAGAAAUGAGGAAAAAAUACUGACAUUUUGGAAGAGCUGGGCUAAAAGACAUGACUGUCUCCUUUAAAACCAAAUUUGAACUGAGAUGUUUGAAAUCAGUAAUUCUCUUUACUUCCACAUGGCUGUGCUCUUGCUUUAAUACAGAAUCAACCAAACUCACCACUAAUGUUGAAAAUGCUGGCAAGAACUUGAGGUUGUUGCUUAAUUUGGUAAAUGUCCAAAGUUAACACCAUUUUCUGUUACAUGUAUUUUCUUAUAUACUAGUAUAAGACCUUUUAAAGAUUUGUAUAACUUUUGUAGCAUAUUGAGAGAUAUGUCUCCAAUUUUGAAAAUAGAAAAUGUCUUUAAUGUAUCUUUUUUUAUUCUGUUUUUCCAAUGUGGUUCUUAUUUCAAUCAAAAAGUGUCUAUUUUUUGCCUUUCACAAUGUGCACUUUACACAAAGUAGGACUUCAUACAAUAAAAGGUUUUAACAAGCGCAGUGAAUAAAACAUCAUCAAAAACCAUCAACCAUGAAUCCUAGUUGUGUA